Alligator mississippiensis (American alligator) is the source of this 2153-nucleotide messenger RNA. RefSeq names its product chromosome 6 C10orf88 homolog (gene C6H10orf88). Bases 623 to 1816 code for a protein of 397 amino acids. The record is from RefSeq and is a predicted model, not a curated record. Lineage: Eukaryota; Metazoa; Chordata; Crocodylia; Alligatoridae. The transcript has 6 exons.
CGCCAGGGGGCGCUGGGGGAGGGUGGAGGGGCGCUGCCUCCCCCUGUCCCUGUGGCCCCCCCUGUCCCCACCACAGAACCAGGCUGGGGGGGACCCUUCUUCUGCCCCAUGUUUGGUCAAGGUGGGCACAUGCCUGACAGAUCCCCAAGAAAUGCGGGGGCUGGCCAACCCCAGCCCUGCGCUUUGGGCACGUGCCAAAUUAGGCCUGCUCCCCACUAGGACUGCUGACCCUCCCUGGGUGGUGAAAUCGAGGUUGACCUCCCGGUGACUAUGGAGAGCAGUCCGGGAGAUGGAUGUCGGGGAGGGGUUGAACAGUACAAUUCACGACCUGACGUCUCGUCAGGGAAAAAAAAUCUCCCAUAAUAGCUUCGGUCAGAGUUGGGAACCCAACCUCCCCGUGGGAGGCAGCGGGUUUAAUCGAAGACCAGAUCCCGGCGGAAACUCGGCUUCCUGACGGCGCUGGAGAGGAGAAGGGGGAAGAAACCCCACUGUAGCAGCGUAGCAUUGGCAUCGCGGAUGGGAGGAGAGUGGCCGCCCUUUCCGGCUCCAGAGACGCCGGCAGAGGACCUUGGAGCCGCCCCAAUCGUCGAUCACGUCCCGUCUGAGUGACAAAGGGUUUCAGAUGAAUGAGGACUCGGUUGUUUUGGAGAGGUGCUUACCCACUGACGGAAGUGACGCUCCUUGUGUGCUGUACCUGCACUGCGAUCCUCGGGGCCGUGAGGAAAUCACUUGCGUUGGGGUUCUCAGUGAGGCAAGAAACAUGGAAGUGUACGUGGGAGAAGAGUACUGCGGGACAAGCAGGGGAGAGCACGUCUGCACUGUCCAGGGCGGCAGUAAAAGUGAUGGGAUUACUUUAUACAAAAAGUAUCUUAAAUUGGAGUGUCCCACAGCCGCUUGUAGAAUUAAGCUGGUUUCUAUUGGUGAAAAACAGACAGUACUCAUCAGUAAAAUUGUAGUAAAGGUGAGAAAAGCUUCUUCAAAACCAGCAGAUUUUCCUUCACUAGGAUCAAGCAUAGAUCUAAACAGAGUGCAAAUGAUAAUGGAAUCCAUGGGCUCAAAGUUAUCUCCAGGUGCUCAGCAGCUGAUGGAUAUGGUUAAAUGUCAGCAGAAGAACAGUUUGUCUCUUGGAGACAAACUCCAGUGUAUCUUGGGAAACAAGAAACCUGUUUUUGGAGACAUUGGUACAAUAGGGGGAUUGAACAAUACAUCUGCUUCAAGAUCAUUAGACCAGUCAUCCAAUGGACCCUGUCCUCUUAACAGUUAUUUGACAGCUGAAACAGUUUCUGAAGAGUUAAAAAGACAAGUUGACCUGAAUGCACAGGGACCCAGCAGAAAGAAUACCUCUGAUCUUGGAGAACUUAAAAGGGCCCAGCAGAGCAUUCUUCUUCCUGGGAGAGAUUGUACAAUCAUGGGGUCUUCAAUAAUACCAGAUCAAGCAAGUGAAGUCCUAAAUAUGCCUAGUUCUGGGCUGCUGCUUCCUUUUCUUCAGAAUUUAUGUGGCCAAGUAAGUCACCUUCGGUUAGAAGAUAGGAAUAAGCACUUUGAGAAGAGCACAACAGUUAAAGAAGAAGGCAUUCAAAAUGUCAGACUGGAGCAGCAGCCUAUUUGUUCAUAUUUGGAAAAGAUCAUCUCCAAAAAUAUGGACCUGAUGGAGAAAAAACUAAUGGAUUAUAUUGAUCUCCGGAUUCAGAACCUUCAGGAACACAUAGAUAAUAAAAUUGUUCUCUUAGUAGACUUGGUUCAGAACUCAAAAUCAAACAAAGUCUCACAGGAACACUAUGACUCUGGAGAAGGAUUCUCAAAUGGAGAGAGAUAGUCUUUGAAAGAUAGAAGACCUUAAAAGUACUUCUCAAGGGCAACUUUUGUGAUAAGCUUAUUAUUAUACAUAUGUCACUAUAAAAUAUCUCAAUGUUUUUUGUUUGCCUUUGUUACUGUAACUCUGCCCGGUAUUGUACACAGCUGUUAUUAUUAUAAAAGAUCUAAUCGUAAAGAAUAUUGGUAUUUUUUCAUACUUGUAAAAAUUGUGUAUGUCUUUUUUUGGCUUAUUUAUUUUAAAAGUAUUGUUAAAUAUCACCUCUAGUACACCUUGUCAGCCUCGGCAUGAAUUAUGAAAGAUGCGCUCCAAAUAAAGCGAGUUGCAUCUUUUCUAUUUA